AUGCACCCGUUCAAUCUGCAGGGCGCGUACUCCCGCCCUGGGGAGCUCUGGGAGCGCGCCAAGGGGCAGGACGGGACCCAUGAGGGCUGGUACAAGGGGGCGGUCGAGUACUGGGACAAGCAGGAGGCCUCCUAUAAUGGCGUCCUCGGCGGCUUCGGCCACGUCAGCAGCUUCGACAUUGGCGACAGCCGGGAGAUGCUCCGGAAGGUCAGGUCGCGUCCCGGGCAGCACCGCGACCCAACUUCUGCGUCGCCGCCUGGCGCCCAUGAAUCGCAGGUCUUCAAGACCCACCUCAAAGCAGCGGCAGGCGGCAAGCGCAAGCUCACGGCAGUGGACUGCGGCGCUGGCGUGGGCCGCGUGACGCAGGAGCUGCUGCUGCACCACUUCCACAUGGUGGACCUGCUGGAGCCCUCGCAGCACCUGCUGAAAAAGGCCCAGAAGAGCCUAAAGCUGGCAGUGGCGGGCAAGAACUACCCGGAGGGCCACGCGACGGGGGAGUUCCUGUGCAAGGGGCUGCAGCAGUUUGAGCCGGUGGCGGGGCGGUACGACUGCAUCUGGAUCCAAUGGUGCCUGCUGUACCUCACAGACCGUGAGCAUGGGCCCGCGUUUGGUUGA
Molecule: messenger RNA, 615 nt
Organism: Monoraphidium neglectum
Lineage: Eukaryota; Viridiplantae; Chlorophyta; Chlorophyceae; Sphaeropleales; Selenastraceae
Exons: 5
Coding region: 1-615 (204 amino acids)
Biological process (GO): N-terminal protein amino acid methylation
Cellular component (GO): cytoplasm
Molecular function (GO): methyltransferase activity
Source: RefSeq, a predicted model, not a curated record